Phyllopteryx taeniolatus (common seadragon) is the source of this 12378-nucleotide messenger RNA. It is a transcript of the gene fam110b, whose product is annotated as family with sequence similarity 110 member B. The coding region runs from base 7052 to 8479 and encodes 475 amino acids. NCBI's taxonomy places the organism in Eukaryota, Metazoa, Chordata, Actinopteri, Syngnathiformes, Syngnathidae. The record is from RefSeq and is a predicted model, not a curated record. The transcript has 4 exons.
UCGAGUUUUAUUGGAAUCAAGAGAAGGAGUUCCGAGUGGCGAAUGUGAGCUUGGAACGUCCUCGAAGGCGCGUGUGUGUGUGUGUGUGCGCAGCGACACGGUUAGCAUCCACGCACGCACGCACGCACGCACGCACGCACGCUGCUGCUGCGACGUCGCUGAGGGUUUGGCAUUGCGUUGCUGCAUCACGCGCGUUGCUACAGUUGGCGUUUGCUGUGUACACUGUCAGCUGUUCUGGAGCUCCCACCCGAGCUUCCGGUUUCACGAUGCGUGCGCCACGCCGAUUUGGGAGCAGUGAAAAGGUGGCCAUUAGCACUCGGAGCCCAGCGCAUUUGGAGCCCCGCAUACCCCGAUAAUCGUGCCCGUUUGGGACUUAUUAAGACAGGAGAAAUGUUUGUUUGCUUGUUUGUUUCCCAAAUCCAAUAUAGUAUAUUAGUCGUGCCGACUCAAUAAGAGCCCCCAAAACAAACAAACAAACAAACAAAAGACAGCCUACACCAACAAAGUUACACAACAGAUUAAUGAAUGCCCACUCUACACAAGCAAGAGUCAUUUUUCACCCUUAGGCGGGGGUCCACCUCCCGCCGAAGACCCGCGCCCUUAGAAAUAGCCACGAUCCCCUCCAAAAGUAUUGGAACGGCAAGGUGAAUUGCCUCGUUUUUGUUGCAUCAUGAAAACAUUUGGGUUUCACAUCAAACCAGGAAUAUAAGACGAGUUCAGAAUUGCAGCUUUUAUUUCAUGGCAUUUCCAUCAAGAUGUGUUCAACAACGCAGGACAGAGCACCUUUUCUUUGAACCCACUCACUUUUCAAUUGAGCAGAAGUAUUGGAACAUAUGGCCCAUGGGGUUUCCAGUUCCUCAGGUGUUGCCUUUUACAUUGGCUAAUGCUUAUUUUUGGCUUUGGGUUCCACCUGUGAAAACCGCAUUGGCUGUAAAGCAAACACGAAGACCAGAGAGCUGUCUAUGGGAGAAAAGCAAAUCAUUUGGAAGCUGAACGAAGAGGGAAAAUCGAUCAGAGCCAUUGCACAAACAUUGGGCAUAGCGCACACAACAAUUUGGAAUGUCCUGAAGAAAAAAAAGAAACUACUGGCGUACUGUGCAACCGGCAUCGAACAGGUCGGCCAAGGCUAUCAACAGCAGUUGACGACAGAAACAUUGUGAGAGCUGUGAACAAACACCCAAAGACAACGGUCAGUGACAUCGAUGAAUUGGAUUGGAUGAAGUGGAUUUUGCUAAGUACAGAGAUGAGCCGCAAACAUUUUGGGAAGUUUUAUGGACUGAUGAGACCAAGAUUAACCUCCACCAAAGUAAUGGAAAGGCCAAAGUAUGGAGAAAGAAAGGAUCUGCUUAUGAUCCAAAACACAGAAGCUCAUCUGUGAAGCAUGGUGGAGUUAAUGUCAUGGCUUGGGCUUGCAUGGCUGCUUCUGGAACGGGCUCACUAGUCCUUAUUGAUGGUGGCAGCAGAAGGAAUUCUGAAGUCUACAAAACCAUUUUGUCUGGCAGUUUCCAGAAAAAAUGCCUCAAAACUAAUCGGGAGAAGCUUCAAGCUUUCAUGCAACAAGAAAAGGACCCAAAACACACAGCCAACAUAGCGAAGGACUUCAUCACGGGGGGGAAAGUGGAAGGUCUGAAGCCUUCUUUAUACCGACCGCGCUGACGUCACUGCGGCUGUCCCGCGCGUAGUUUGCCUUUAUACUUUUUAAAAAUGUACUGCAGUUCACCUUCACGUCGGCGGUGUCACUACGGCCGGUAUUGGCUAGGACACCACAGGGGGGAGUUUCCUCUGCAUUUUUUUGGGGGGCCAUUUCCGGUAGCCGUUUUUACUUUCCUUUCAGUAACAAGGAACAAAGCAACAACAAUGGCGACCGUGGAACAGUGUCUGCUAGAACAAAUGGACCUCGAUGACCAGAUGAUAUGUUUAGUUAUGCCGCAAAAUCGAUCGAAAAGGCGGCGGCGUAGAUUGUAUGUACAACCAAAGGGCACGCUGAGUACAUCAUCACAGCAUGUGACUAAAACGGACCAAACACGAGAGACGAUCUCCGUGGCGUCGUACGCGCAGCAACAAUUUUUGCCUUGUGCGCGUCAAGCUACGCAGAGGGGCCACGCGGGCGGGCCAAUUCGUCGGUCACGUGAUGCAGUGCGGGCGCUCGCGCGGGAGUAUAAAUUGGCCUUUACACUGGACAAGUCGAUCACCGGACCUUAAUCCUGAAGAGGAGACUGAAGGGAGAAACCCCCAGAAACGAACGAGAACUGAAAGAGGCUGCAGUAAAGGCCUGGUAAAGCAUUUUAAAUGAAGAAUGCGACAGUCUGCUGAAGUCAAUGGUCGUGACCCCGGGAUGUACAGCAAGAUAGUCUUCCGCCAGGACGCCGGCGGCAGCCGCCAAGUCCAGGGGCCGGUGGCAGCGCACCCUCUUCGACGUACCUGUCGGAAGGCCCUCGACAAACCGCUCCAGCACUAUCAUCUCCAGCAUUCGCCUUUCUCUAGUGGAUGCAGCCACCUGGUUGCCGCUUCCCUUCAUUGUUGUGCAAGUUGAAGGUCUCGACGGUUGACACAAGGCAGCUGGACAGCGUGAGGGGCAGCUGUGGCGAAGGAUGCCUCCUGAGGUCCACGAUUAUCUCUACAGUCUUGAGCGUGUUCAGCUCCAGGUUGCGUCGGCCGCAACACAGCUCCAGCCGCUCCGCUUCCUGUCGAUACGCAGACUCGUCACCCUCCUUGAUGAGGCCGAUGACGGUGGUGUCAUCUGAAAACGUCAGGAGUUUGACAGCUGGGUGCGUUGAGGUGCAGUCGUUCGUGUAGAGAGAGAAGAGCAGAGCGAGAGAGGACACAACCUCGGGGCGCCCCAGUGCUGAUGCUGCGGGUGGAUGAGGUGGCCUCCCCUAGCCUCACCUGCUGUGUCCUGCAUGUCAGGAAGUUGUAAAUCCACUGACAGGUGACAGGCGAGAAGCUUGGAGGAAAGGAGUUCGGGGUUGAUGGUGUUGAACGCUGAGCUGAAGUCCACGAACAGGAUCCUCGCGUAGGUCCCUGCACUGUCGAGAUGUUCUAGGAUGAAGUGCAGUCCCAUGUUGACCCAUCAUCCGCAGACCUGUUCUCUCGGUAGGCAAACUGCAGGGGGUCCAGCGGGGGACCUGUGAUGCUCUUGAGGUGGUCCAGCACGAGACGUUCAAAGGACUUGAUGACCACAGAUGUCAAGUCGACAGGCCUGUAGUCAUUCAGACCCGAGAUUUUAGAUCAAUGAAUGAGCUUGGCUUAUGCAUGAAGUCCACUCUGUAAACUUAACCUUUGUUACUAGCAGCAUUGAUAUAUGCUUCCUGUCAGGUCCAUAGAUAUUGGGACAUGAACACAAUUGUCAUCUCUUUUGGCUAAAGCAUCACCACAAUGGAUUUGAAAUGAAAUUAACAAGAUGUGCUUGCUGCAGACUUUCAGCUUUAAUAUGAGGGUGUUACCAUCCAAAUCAGUUCAACAGUGUAGGAGUUUCAACAGUUUGUGUUUGCCUCCCACUUUUUAAAGGCUAGCUCCCUACUUGCUAGCAGCGCGUAUCCUUGGGUGGAGCAAAGUUUCCUUGUUAAUCAAAACACCUGUCAGUCAGUCACCUCAAACAUAGCGAUAUCACUUCCUUCCGAUAUACUUCUCGGAAAAACACAUCGCUUGGGCGGUCUCCGUUGGUAGAGGAAGGAGCGUCGUCGGCGGAGACGGCCAUGAGUGGGACGGGACGUCGCGCUGUGGCGCAGCCAAGCCGAGGAACCGGAGAUGUUGCAUUGGAGAAAGAAAGACGCGGAAGUACCAUCGUAAACUAACUGCUUCUCCCAGGUCUGUGUCUGUUCUUUCCAUCGCAAGAUCUCUGCUGACGCGCCCCAUGCAAUAUAUAUCACCGGAGGGCAUGCCGCAGUUGACGUGUCCGUGUCGCCAUCUUGGCUAAUUUGCUACUGCGCUGUGGCUCGACACCGUCGCCUAAUUGCUAAAUGUGGGGAAAAAAAGAAGAGUCGUGCAUGUUAUGAACCGAACGGAACGCAACACGUCGAACCGAACCAUUUUCCCGUUUUCAAGAACCAUCCAUACUCUUGACUCUUAAAGACGGUGUGGUAGAUAUUUGCAUUUCAUUCCUCCAUCUCGUCUUACAGCGUACUUUUGAAAGUGAGUUCUGUCAGUAGUGUCACGGUUGUGAUGGUCAUUGCGCCGACAAUGUCGCUGAUGCAUGUUUAGAGAAAUUUGGGGACUUUACAGUGUAGCCUGUAAAAACAUAAAUACAUUUACCUGAGUCGCUAUGCAGUUGAUGCAUUUUCAAAUGUAUUUAUUUCUUUUUGAAUAUGAUCAUUGAUCAUGAGUUGGAGUCAUACCCUCAUAGGGAUGGUGAUUUGGUGCGUGCAUUUUCUUUAUUCCAGGAUGUAAACUUUGUCAUGUAGUCUGGGAUAAGUCGUGCAGUUUUACAUCAGGGCCCCACUGGAAAGUUUGCUGACAGUGCACCGCUUCUGUCUGCAUUCAUGAGGACUAAAGCUGGAUAAUUUAGUGCAGGCAAACACAAACAGUCAGGAUUUUCCCCGGCUCUGAUUGGAGUUUCAGUGUUUGGCUCAGGGCUGCUGUGCUGAAGACCUGUUUUAUUUUUUUGCAGCUCAUUGUGAAUGAGUGACAUACUGUCUACUUAAUCUACUACACACAUUUCCACAGACGGCUUUAUCGUUGGCCGAACUAAAGUUAAACAAAAAUAAUAAAGAAAGAACACAUUGAGAACAUUCAAACGAGGAAUUUGCAUUUGACAAAAUAUUGUUGCUCAAAGUCAGGGGAGAGGAAUUUGUAUCUAAUACAAUUGUUCCAUUGAAUUUAAUUGUCAAUGGCACGAAAGAGUACAAACUAUUUCCAAUGAAAACUUGAUUCCAUAUGUUGACAUUACUUAACCCUGAGCAAUUAGCCAAUGAGUUUGUCCACAAAUUAGAAAACAAUUCUCAGGUGUCCUCACAACAAUGUCUGUGACGUGCUUUCAUCCAAAAAGGGUUAAGAAUGUCAUCACACUUUACCCCAUAAUUGUAGAGCUCUGGGGAAUCCUGUUUUUGUUUUGAGCAGGCGAUGUCGUCUCCUCCCGGAUGACCGAGCUUCUCACCCUAUCUCUAAGGGAGAGCGCCUCCAACUACCGGAGACAACAUUUUUGGGACAUACUUGGCAAAUUCUGAAAAUGAUUCUGAAAGGGUUGCCGUCGUCGUGUAAACUUGGUUCUCGAUUGCAGAGGUCAAUAUCUUUGACUCAAACACACAGUAGGAAUCUUGAUAUGGAGAACAUUCAAUGUGAAACUACAAGGAAAUUGGGGACAAAUGCAAAGGGAGCUGAAUACGUAAUAAAAGACAAGAAAACAUCAGUAAAAUAUCGAGUGAAUGGCUGAAUUCGAUGAUUUGAUAGCUACCUGCGAGAACCAAUGUGAAUGGCAGGACACAUUGACCAUCGGUAAUAAAUACGCACGCUUCAAUUCUGCGCCAAGCGGCAUCGGGUCUUUUCUUAGCCGAUGCGCCGCUCCUGCAGCUGGGAAAGCCUGUGAGCCUGACUGCUUAGCUAGCAGCUGAUGGACGGCGGAUUUCAGCAUUUUACGUAGCGGGAGAAAAACUAAACCGUGAAUACGUUUCACGCAUGGCAGAAUGAGCGCGCUCGCUUUAACGUUUACCAAUAAGGGGUUUGGACUUUUGAUGCAGGCGAUUUUGAUUCGCCAGUGUGGCGAAUGUGGGCAAUAUUCGCUGCGCCACAUCCUGUUUUAAUGAACCAUCGGCGAGGUGGCGAACGGGCACGCCGAACCCUGGUAUCGUAUUGAAGUAAACAUUUUGGUAUCGUGACACCACCACUUGGUACCCAUCUAUUGAUAGAUGUGUGAAUUUAUGACAAUCUAGCUAUUGUCUUGUCAUGUUUUGAAACAGGGCAAAAAGAAAUUCAUCAUUCUAAGGAGACAGAUGCCACUACUAGACCAUCCUCGGGCUCUGUUAAAUAUACAGUAUGUUCACAGCAAUGUUAGAUAAUAUAUUAUUAUGUAAAACAGAUUUUCUCAGCAGCAUCUGCUCUUGAUGGCGUCGUCCAUACUUUAUUCACACAGCUGCAGCUAGGAUUUAGUCAUGAAUGUUUUCAUAAGGUUGGAUUUUAAGGUUGGAGGAAGUACAACAUUGUUACAUGUAACUUUCACAUAAAAUAAGUUUGCUAAAACUAGUUGAGUCUUUUUGUUGCGGAAAAAGCAAGACAAAAUGCCCAUGACUAAUACUUUGUAAACAAACUAGACGACACAGACUGCAGCACCACAAGAAUUAAAAUUGAACGCAUACAAGUACUGUGGAUUAGCACAAUAGAUGAUGGGGUGAUCUGCUUUGUGUGUGUGUGAGAGAGAGAGAGAGAGAGAAGAGAAGAGAUGAGCGUGGGCUUCAGCGGAUUAUCAGAGUGGAAUGAGGCGGGAGUCACAGCUUCAAAAACCACCACAUUCAGACACAUCCGGGAGAUGGGCUACAACUGUCGGUUCUUCGGGAAGCGUCUCAACUGGGCCAAGGAGAAGGAAGAUUGGACUGUUGGCCAAUACUGAGGAGAACUGACGGGAGAGAUGAAGCCAGGGUGUUGAGUGACAGAGGGGGGGGGGGGUUAGUUUUCCUUUAUUUCCCAUCCUCUGGUAUUUAUUGUUUUGUCCCAAUACUCAUCCAGACCACGCACGCACACAGACGGACAGACACACAAAGAAAUUCACACACCACUUCUUGUCUCUUCCACUGUGAGCUUGUUUUUGCUCAAUGUAUAGGUUGCCGGAAAUUCUAAACACCCUUUUGACCAGUUGAGACCCGUAAAAGUAAUUUUCAUUCGUUAUACAUAGCACCGAAGACGAAAAGCAAAAAUUCCUCUCUGAAAAUAUUACUUUGCAAAUAUAAGUCAAGUCUCACUGGUUCCUGUAGGUGAUGGUGAGGGAAAGGGUGUUUCUCUCUACCUAGGGGUGGUUUUCCACUUUGUGUCUUCAUGUUUUGGGGGUCCUUCAGUGCCCCCACCCUCUGUCAACCCCCCUGCUCCUGCUGCCACCACGGCCGGCCAUCCCAGCCACUUCGUUGCCAUGCCAACAGAGACACUUGCUCCAGCUCUGCCAGAUAGCAAGUCCACUGGCACUGCAACACCCUUCAGUUCCACUGUACCCCUCCGAAUCCUUAACAAGGGCCCAGACUACUUCAGGAGACAGGUUGAACCCAACCCAAAACGCCUCAGUGCUGUUGAGCGACUCGAAGCUGACAAAGCAAAGUAUGUUAAGAGUCAAGAGGUUAUCAACGCUAAACAGGAACCAAUCAAACCACCAAUUCUGGCCAAGCCUCCAAUUGUUCAUACCCUUCUUUCCAAAAGAACCUCUGGAGUAUGUGGUGGAGUACUCGGAGGUGGAGUACCUUUCAAACCUUCAAAUAACAACGCCAAGUCAGACACAUGUGCGACCAGCAGCAAACGGGAGAAUCUAAAUCUGGAGAUCCUAAAAAAUCUCCUGAACUCAUCAUCUUCUUCAGGAGCAGGCUCUGAAGGGCUCGUUGGUGGCGCUAAGAGUGCUGUGUUGAUGAGGUCAUCUGGGGGACUAACAAGGAGUUGGACACCAUCCAGGAUGCCAUUAACCUACCGAUCUACAAUAGCUCUGAAUGAGCAACCACAAGACUCGGCUCCCAGUCCAAGCACCUCACAUUCCUUGCGCUCAUUUUCCCAUUCCUUGAAGGUACCUCCAAUCAGCAGCGAUGGACGGUGCAGUCCGCAGCUGGUAGGAAACCUUAAUCUCAGCAGAGUACUGGCUGAAAGACGAGGUGAAGGAGUGGUUCCAGAAAGAUCACGGUCUCCACUACCACCACUACUGACUUCGCACUCCUCCUCCGACCUUCUGCGACUGUGCAACGGCAAACCACUUCGUACUGCUCGAUCGAGCAGCUCCUCAGCUCCACCGCUCCCCCCAAAACCAAACCCUGCCUCCCUCCCACCUCCUACCCUCUCAUUGUCAUUGCCUCCGCCUCGUCCAAAUGUAUCCCCGUCGCUCUGCAACAACACGACCCUUCAGUCGCUAUCAUGUGAUGUUGGAGAAGCUGCUAAUCCUUCAACAGAUCCCAACCUGGAGAUAGAGAUCGGUUCCUCUGUAGCACGGCGUUCCUCUCUACAUAGGUCGAAAUCAGACCUGUCGGACAGGUAUGCCCGGGCCGGAGCUGACGUAGAACGUUUUUUUAACUAUUGCGGCCUUGACCCUGAGGAGCUGGAGGCAGUUGGUCCAGAGAACUUCGCUCGGGCCAAUUCGGACAUUGUGAGCUUGAACUUCAGAUCGGCUUCGAUGAUUUCCUCUGACUGCGACCAGUCACGGCGGUCCUCAAACGAUGGCUUGUCAGAUGGCGACGAGGGAGACGACGAAGAGGCCGGAGAGCGAGUUCCUUAUGGCAUCUCUGCUGUGGAGCGCAAUGCGAGAGUUAUUAAAUGGCUGUACAGCAUCAAACAGGCGAGAGAGACGCAAAAGGUCUCGCAUGUCUAGGUAACACCCUCCAAUCGAACUUCCUGUUCUCACUGGUCGAAGACAGCUUCCAUGGACAGUUCUCAAAGCAAACACAAAUUACGGCAGGCAAAAGAAUAGAACUUGAACACUCACGAAAAGUGAGUUUUACAGGACAUUUAUGAAAAUGAACUAGUUCAUUAGGAAGUAUUUUGGAAGACUGUUUGAACCACACAAACAAUGUGACUGCCUCAUGACAAUGAGCUACUGACCUAGCAUAGAGGGCAAUCCUUCAAUUUCCAGCUCAUGUGAGCGCGGCUCGCUUUGAGUCCUCUGAGUCGUAACCCGCUUGCCAGUUCAGCUGUUUAAAUAGGUCAGGUGAAAAGAGGCACAAUCAAACCAAGAGAAACUCAAAAUUGGACUACCAUGGCUACUUCAAAGACGUUACGGUCACACAAUAUACCAUAUGUCCUCAAAUAGUCGCCUUAACUCUAAUCGAUGUUUGAACGCCUCUCCACAAAGAGACCUUUUUUCUCUCUCUGGAAGAAAAUAACAGGUGGUGGUACAGUUUGGUUGGGUGGAUCACUGGUGACUGUUUUGAUGGGACACAAACAUUUCCAUCUUGAUGCCGUAUCCAUAUAUUUUGACAUCAUAGCAGCAGGACGUGUAACUCGCCACUGAAUUCUACGAUGAAGUCGGCCCAAACCACAAUCGCCAACAUCGUCAAAUCCUCUCUCCCGUCUAACCCGAUGCAUUUGAUUAAACAUCACUUUUAUUGUCCUCCCGUUCUGCAGUGUUCCAAAUUAGUCAUGUUAGUGCUUAAAACAGGGCGUUGUUGUUUACAAACCAGGCCGUGAGAAUUGUGUUAAAAAGAAAUCAAGCAGAAAACUACAACACGUGUGCAUGGUUUUACAGCUGUGCUUUCUCAACAUUGGUUCACACACUUUUCUGGCGAGUACGUUAAUCAAAACCGAAGGCGAGGAAAGAAGUCGAAAAGAUCUACAGUGUAACUGCACGGCAUUUUCGAGAGCCAGUAAUGAAAGGAUUCGCAAACAGAAAUGGAUACUGCGAGCCUAGCGAGUAGAUGGCUGCUACUUCUGGCUGUUGAGUAAAUAAACAACCCCCUUGUCCACUGUUUGAGGAAACAGUUAUUUAGCUCAAUAAAUAUGUUACAGCUCCCCAUGAGCAAUUGUUUAAUGCCAUUGUUGUGAACUCGAUCCCUUAAGUCGAAGCAGAGCCAUCUAUAUCAUCACCCUGGCUCCUCCUGUCAGGACAGAUCAAAAUUUGGUUGCGUUGUCAAUGUAUCACUGAAAUCAAACGCGAUAUUGACCUCUCAAAGUCAGUUAAGCAGGUGCGCCAGGUGACCAUAUUGAAUUCACUUUUUACUUUUGAAGGAAGGACGAACAACAACAAAUAGCAUUUCUCCGAAUGGGUCACAAUCGGCACUCUGAAGCAAUUUCGCUCGUGUCGGUAUUGGGAAGGAAGUCUGAUGCAGCUGCUGUUUCACUGAGUUUCAAUUUUCAUUAGGACGGCGGGAAGAAGAAAAUCAAGGUGAUUAUGGCAAACAGGACAGAAUCAAAUAUUGUUUCACUGACACUAGAAACAAAUAAAUGUACCUUCAUCUUCUUUAAGUCAUUAACAUUUCACAGGAUAGUUUAUAGGGUCAAUUUGUAUUGAUUGAGAAUCAGUAUUUGUUUUUUCUGAACCAAAUAUUCAAGAUACAGAAAUAUUAAGUUCCCAUAAUCAGUUCCCAUGCGUGUAUUCUUAUUCUUCUUAUUAUAAUUGAACUGUUUUGUGUUCUUGGAAGAUCGAAAAUGAUUCAUAUGAAAUACGUGCUGCUUCUGUCUCGGACCUUGUUGUGUGGUUCGGGCGCACCUGACAGCCCUCAAGCUACAAAAACAAUCGCUAUUCGGGGCAUGUCUGUCUGCUGAAUCCAGUUCCAAGUGAUGAUCACGAUGUCAAACCGAGAGGAAAUGAAUGUCAUUUGAAUUUGAAGCAUGUUUCAGCUGUAUCAUUGCACGCCAUUCACAGUGAUGUUAUUUCGACUAUUACUUUCAGUUUAAGCAACACUAAUAUCAUUUGUCUAUCCACUUACACGACAUGUCAUAAUGCAGUAGGACGAUUACAUGGGGACGACGACGUCGUCAUGUUGUCCCAGUGUUCUCCAACUCAUGUGUUUGUAGUAACGACAUCCUUGCAUCACGUAGAACGGUUUGCUACCUGCAAGGUGUUGUCGCUUCAGGUUCAGUCUCGUAAUCUCUGACUUCAUCUCUCUGUUUCCAUCUCCUGAUAAUCAGGGCUCCUAAUUGUACAUUAGCCACCAUGAAGCCCCCAUGCCCCGCCCCGCAAAGUUGACCUCUGCACAUGUACACUGACACCACCACACGCUGCACGCUCGGCGGUGUGACCUCCAUUUUCAUUCUGUUUCAGGGUGUCGCAUGAAAGCAACAUAUUAUUGCGUGGCAGACAACUACCAAAUGAUGAAGGAAAAGCGCCACCAUCAUCCAUGCAAGUCAUGGAUAGUUUGCUUGUUUGAAUAAAGAACAAAAGUUUAGUGGCUUUUCAAAAAUGAUUUUCAGUUGUUUUGAAAACUACCCAAGUAGUUUCAGCCAGAUGCUAAACGUGCCCACAAAAACAACCUUUUGGCUUUAGUUACAGACCAUCCCUUGGUAACAAUGGUUUGCACCGUGUGUGGUGGUGUGCCUCCCCCAGGGGACACGGGAGGAGGUGCAGUAGCUGCAGAAGAGGAAAAAAAAAGUUUGCAAACUCAAACCUGCUAAGCUAACCUUUUCGUGAUUUGUUUCUGCAUACAUUAUACAAUACAUGAAAUAUGUUGAACUGGUUCAAUGUCAGCCAUUUCAGAAAACGCAACGUUUAAAAGUGCUCGCCAUUUUAGAGCAUUUUUUUAAGACCCUCAGAAUAUCGUGUACUACAAUUUUAUAUACACACCGAAUCUACCAAACGAAAUAACAGAGGAAGUCUAUUGUUUCAUUGGGUAGAAGAGCAACGAUUCACAUGCCAGUUUAAGUGCCGAAAACCUUUGUAACUAAAUGUUACUUAUUGUAUUGCUAACAAAUGUCUCUUGUCACUGCACCAAGUCUGAUCGAAUGCAGGUGAGUUAAGUUCACCAUAAAACCGAAUUACAUAAAUUGGAGAAUCAUGUCUUAACUGUCCUCUGUGUGUGUUCCGAAGCUUAAACAUCUUCAAACUGAAUGUACACACAUUGCACAGAGAUGAUGAAAAGGUUUUUUGAGUCAUCUUAUUUUCUUGUGAAUAUUGCUGGUUACUUGUUUGUUGGUGAGGCCUCAGCUAUUUCCCGUUCGACGAGGGGAGGUUCACAGUCCCACACUUUGGAAACCUGUUUGAAAACUAAUAAGUAUCAGUAUUUCCGCGCUAUGGAGCUAUUUCUUCUCCAUUAUUCUAAAAGUGAAGGGAAGCCAGUCCAACUUUCUGCUGAAGUAGCUUAUGUGACUGUUCAAUACUCCUGUCCCGUCAUUAGUGUCUUAAAUGAAUCCAGAAAAGAAAAAUGCUGUCUCUCUGGUCAACGUUACGAAAACAGUAGUGUAUUGUUCUUGCAGUGUCGUCAUACGUUUCCAUCAGUUCUGUCGACAAGAUCUAUUCCGUUCUUAGAUUUGGAUUUGCCAAGUUCUUCUGUGGUACUUCUUUACAGUAUAUGUGGAAAUGAUGUCGGGGAAAAAAUGUAUAUUUGCUUUGGGGGAAAUCAGUGUGUUUUUUUUCCCCUUCUUCUUUGUUUCAAGGUUUUCAUUUCAGAAACGAGCAGCAUCGUUUGGUACCUGCAGUAACGAACUGCCUGAUCUAAUCUCGGCAAGAACCUUAAUGUCGACUGUGUUUUGCCGUGGAAACGUUCCAUUUUACUUGACAUUCAUGUUUAGGUUCUCUUUCAGAUUGUUCCAAUAAAUGGCUUUUUGCCAUUGACUGAC